AUGUCUGAUAGUGAUAAGAUUGAACCUGAAAAAUUACAAGAUCUUGAAACCCAAGCGGGAAAGAAGAGAUUCAUAGAGAGUGAUGCUGGAGAUGGUACCAAGAGAGAAGAACAAUACUUACAUGGUGCUCAUUUAAUAGGUUGUUUCAUUGCUAUUUUCUUAUGUAUGUUCCUUACUGCAUUAGAUCAAACUAUUGUCGCUACUAUUUUGACAACAGUUGGUGAUAAAUUCCAUGCCUUUGGUCAAAUUAGUUGGUUAAUUUCUGGAUUCUUAUUGACUAUGGGUGCGUUUAUUCAAAUGUUUGGAAAACUAUCAAUUAUUUUCGGAAGAAAGUAUACUAUGUUAGUAGCUAUUGUUAUAUUUGAAUUAGGUUCAUUAAUUUGUGCUGUGGCUCCAAACAUGAAUGUAUUGAUUGGAGGUAGAGUAGUGGCAGGAAUGGGAGCGUCUGGUAUACAAGGGUUAUCUUUUGUUAUUGUGAGUGAAGUGGUUCCCAUUGAAAAGAGACCGAUCGGAAUGGCCAUUAUGAGUUGUGUGUUUGCAUUUGCUAGUGUGCUUGGUCCUUUGGUGGGAGGUGCAUUCACUACUCAUGUCAGUUGGAGAUGGUGCUUCUAUGUUAACUUACCUAUUGGAGCUGUUGCAUUUGCAUUUUUAUCUUGGGCCUUCAAUCCUCCAAGACCAAAAAUAAACUUUAUAGAAGAAUUAAAGAAAUUCGAUUAUUUUGGUGCAUUUUUAUUAGUGUCAGGAUGGAUUUUAUUAUUAAUAGCAUUAACUUUUGGUGCUAAUGAAUAUGCUUGGGAUUCUCCAGCAGUUAUAGCUACAUUUAUUAUUGCAGGUUCUAUAAUGAUUGGAUUUGUGGUUUGGAAUUUAUUCUUCUCCAAGAAUCAAUUAUUUGCCACGGAGAUUAUUGUAGUUCCUCAAAUUAUGGCUUCGGUAUUAGCUAUUACAGGAAUUUUUGCCUUUUCGAUGACAUCUUUGUCUUACAUUUCAAUUUAUUUCCAAGUUGUACUUGGUUACAGUGCUUUAGGGUGUGGUAUUCAUUUAUUACCGCUUACUUUGUCAGUUGUGGUGUCAUCUCUUGUUGCUGGUUUUACAAUUCAAAAGUUCAGAUAUAUUAAACCAUUUUGCCUUGCGUCUGCUAUAUUAGCCCCCAUUUCAGGGGGUUUAAUAAUGCUAUUUGGAUUAGAACGUGAUAAUGGUAAACAAGUUGGUUUCUUAAUUAUUGCUGGUGUUUCUGUUGGUUUACUAAUUCAACCAUCACUUAUAAGCCUGCAAAUUAAAGCUCCUAAGACCCCAGGUAGUACGAUUAUGGUGACUACAUUUUAUAGUUUUUCUAGAGCUAUUGGAUCAGCAUUAGGUACAGCUUUGGGUAAUGUCAUUUAUUCGGUAUCGUUAAGAAACUUAUUUAAAUCUAAAUUGGCUACUGAGACAAAUCCACAAAUAUUAGAAGCUUUACAAGGUCAGAAUAUUAAUCAACUUGUAUCUGACAACACGUUCAUUGCUGAAUUGAAUCCAGUAGCACAAAUAUUUGUCAAGACUCAAAUCUUACAUGCUAUUAGAAAGGUUUAUUGGUUGGCUCUUGCUUUUGCAUUUGUUGGUAGUAUUUCCACUUUAUUUAUAACUAACAAGAGAUUACCUCAAGUUAGUGGUCGUUCAGAUACUGAGAAAGAAGAAAAAGAAGAAGAACGAACCGAAGAACCGGAAAAUGGACCAUCAGGGGAAGAGAUAGAAGAGAAACAACAAGAGACUAAAGCUCAGGCUGUAGAAAUGACAGAACUGACUUCAAGUUAG
This is a messenger RNA of Scheffersomyces coipomensis, 1788 nucleotides long. Its product is annotated as MDR family MFS transporter. Gene Ontology annotation, biological process: transmembrane transport. Bases 1 to 1788 code for a protein of 595 amino acids. The record is from RefSeq and is a predicted model, not a curated record. The transcript has a single exon. NCBI's taxonomy places the organism in Eukaryota, Fungi, Ascomycota, Pichiomycetes, Serinales, Debaryomycetaceae. Gene Ontology annotation, cellular component: plasma membrane. Gene Ontology annotation, molecular function: transmembrane transporter activity.